Messenger RNA from Papaver somniferum (opium poppy), 3262 nucleotides. RefSeq lists its product as uncharacterized. Gene Ontology annotation, molecular function: GTPase activator activity. The coding region runs from base 523 to 3054 and encodes 843 amino acids. The transcript is spliced from 5 exons. NCBI's taxonomy places the organism in Eukaryota, Viridiplantae, Streptophyta, Magnoliopsida, Ranunculales, Papaveraceae. The record is from RefSeq and is a predicted model, not a curated record. Gene Ontology annotation, biological process: activation of GTPase activity.
GUGGUGACUCUUUCUCUCUCAUUUCAUCAACAGGAUUUCCUAGAGAGAGAAAAAAAGGAGGGUUUGAGUAAGUUAAUGGUGGUGAAGAAAUAAGAAGAAGAAGACAGCUCAAUUCCCCUUAUAAUUCCAACUAUAUACUUUUUCUCUUCUCCUCUGUAUUCUUCUUCUUCUCCCUUCUCCAAAGAAACAAACUUCUGAUUCUCUUCCUCCUCUUUCUCUCUCUAAAUCAAAGAGAGAGACAUGAUCAUUAGAUUUAGUCUCUCAUAUUUCAACCCUAAAUUCCGCCAUUUUAUCCUUCCCUUCCUGUAAUUUAUCCCCUUCUUUUUCUCCUCAUUCUCUCCCUCUAAUUCCUCCUAUAUUGAAUUUUCCGAUAUUCAUAAAUUUUGAUCCGUUGAAACCCUUCAUUUAUUUCAUCUUUAUUGCCUCAAAAGGUUUCAUCCUUUUAAGAAUUAUUACAGAUAUUUUGUUCUUCAGAAUUUGUAGGAGAAAAAUCAAGGGUUUUGGGUGUUUGAAAGGAGAAAGAUGAUAUCUGGAGCUCAAAUUGAGUCUCAGAUUUCUGAUCCUUCUCCUUUAGUUGUUGAUUUUCAAGGUCCUGAACAACAAGCUCGUGCUGAUUCUAGAUUCUCUGAUCUUAGAGGUGUUCAAUGGCGUGUCAAUUUAGGGGUGUUGCCUUCUUCUACUUCUAUUGAUGUUCUUCGUCGUGUUACUGCCGAUUGCCGUAGAAGAUAUGCUGGCUUGAGAAGACGCCUUUUGGUUGAUCCACUUCCCAAAGAGGCUAGUAGCUCUCCCAACCUUGUUAUGGACAACCCGUUAUCGCAAAACCCAGAUAGUAUGUGGGGUCGCUUUUUCCGGAAUGCAGAGCUAGAGAAAAUGGUCGACCAGGAUUUAUCACGUUUAUAUCCGGAAAAUGGAAGUUACUUCCAAACUCCAUCAUGUCAAGGCAUGCUGAGAAGGAUUCUACUAUUAUGGUGCAUCAGACAUCCAGAGUAUGGAUAUGGACAAGGUAUGCAUGAGCUUUUGGCUCCUUUGUUAUACGUUCUUCAUAUUGAUGUCGAACGUCUAUACUCCAUAAGAAAGCUCCACGAAGAUCAUUUUACCGACAAGUUUGAUGAUUUGUCCUUUCCUGCCAGCGAUUUAGUUGGCAACUACAAAUCCUUAAAUUGGUCAACGGGGUUUGAUGACGAGAGCAGCUUCCAAGGAAGUGAAGCCAAAGUUUCCAGCCUUGAUGAACUUGAUCCCGAGUUACAAACCAUUGUGUUGCUAAGCGAUGCUUAUGGGGCUGAAGGAGAGCUGGGUAUUCUCCUGUCUGAGAGAUUCAUGGAACACGAUGCAUAUUGCAUGUUUGAAGCCUUAAUGGGUAGGACACAUGGUGCGGUUGCCAUGGCAGAUUAUUUUUGUCCCACCCCUGCAGUCGGGUCCCACACAGGUUUACCUCCUGUGAUCGAGGCAUCUUCAGCAUUAUACCAUCUGCUUUCGCUUGUUGAUUCCUCUCUCCACAGUCACCUAGUGGAGCUUGGUGUUGAACCCCAGUAUUUUGCUCUCCGUUGGUUGCGUGUGUUAUUUGGUCGGGAAUUUAUGCUUGAAGACCUUUUAGUCGUUUGGGAUGAGAUAUUUGCAGCCCUAAAUGAUAAAUCGGUCUGCAUUACAGAAAGUGAUUUCGUGUACAACUUUGCUGUCCUCUGUUCUCCCCGUGGGGCCUUCAUAUCUGCUAUGGCUGUCUCAAUGCUGUUGCACCUGAGAUCAUCUUUGCUUGCAACCGAGAACGCAACUUCAUGUCUUCAGAGAUUAUUGAAUUUUCCUGAAAACAUAAAUGUGAAGAAGAUGAUAGCAAAGGCCAAGUCUUUGCAAGCUCUAGCUCUUGAUAAAAAUAUUCAUUCCCAAGCUCCUGCUAUGAGUAGGGUUUUGGACAGGAGCAAAUCCCCAGCUGCCAGGGUUCAUCUUCUUCCUUCUGGGUCAGAAUCUCCAAGAACUCCAUUGAGUUUGGUACCUGAUAGUUACUGGGAGGAGAAGUGGAGAGUACUGCACAAGGAUGAAGAGGCCAAGCAAGGAAGUUCAGGUAAAAAGGUUUCAACGGGAAAAAAAGGUUUAUCAGAAAGAAUAAAAUCAACCCUAACCAGGACGGAAUCUGAGCCGGUUCCCCACAAGAUCGACAUCGGGAAAAAAGACUCUAGAUCAGCCGUUAGGCGAAGGUUGUUGGAAGAUUUGACUCAAGAAGACGGGUCAAAGGAAGAUCUGGAUAAGGUAGGAGGUGGUUUCCUAGAUCGAAAGGAUCCCUUUGCAGACCAAAAUGAAGAAAAUGGCCAUGAGAAAAAUUUCAGCUGCGACGCAACGGAGACGUGUUUGAGUGGACAUACUGGCAGCGAAGAGAGCUCCUUUAUUUAUUCUGCUCAUUCAAGUCCUUUCAUUGAUCGUGAGCACGAAUCAGAGAAAAGCAGUGUUGCUUCAAAUUCAGCAAAUGAUCAAGAUAACGAUUCAGAAAAGAUCAGUGUUUGCUCCAGAUUAUCUGUUGAUGAAAAUGACAACGAAUCCAAGAACGCAGAGUCGUGUACAUCCAUCCCUGAUGGACAACCUCUUCCGGGUUCUGUUCCCAGUGGUGAUGCUUUGGAGAGAUCUGGCCCGAUCUCUAAUGGUUUAGGGAAACAGGAUGACGGGUUGAAGGAUCGGAAAAUACUAUCUGGCAAAUUUCAGUGGCUUUGGAAGUUUGGUCGGAAUAGCAACGAACAGACCUCCGAGAAGGUGGGAGAUAGCGGGCCAUUAAAAUCCUUACCUGUGGUAAAUAAGCAACAGGACGUCUCAGUCUCAUCAACAGCUGGUGGAUCUGGUACAUUACCAGCGGAUGCAGCAGACAAGAAUAGGAUGGGUAGUUUGAGGAACCUCGGGCAAUGUAUGCUCGAAAAUAUUCAGGUGAUUGAAUCAGUGUUUGAGCAAGAUCGGGGUCAGGUAGGAUCAUUGGAGAAUUUGUCCAAAAACGUUCUGUUGGGAAAAGGGCAAGUUACAGCAGUGACAGCCUUGAAGGAGCUUAGGAAAAUUAGCAACCUUUUGUCUGAAAUGUGAGGGGAGUCUUUUUGCAACAUUUUUGUAUGUAUAUUUUUGUAAUUACUAUUCUUGAAGGCCACAAAUAAAAGUGAGCUAUUGAGCUUUCUUUGUGUCUUCCAUUGCUUUUCAAGUUACGAAAUUUAGUUUUGAGAGAGCUUUGUCAGACUUGUAUAUAUGGAUGUGAUGAUGAUGAUUCAAUAAAUUGGUAUUUAUCUUUUUCCGCAGA